CGGGGAGUAGCCAUCACAGUUCGAGCUCCAGUCUUCCGCUCCACUACCCACAAUUCCUGAAAAAUGCGUUCCUUCAUUCUGAUCGCCCUCUUCGCCCUGGUGGCUGUGGCUGCCGCUCAGGGUGGCCGUCGUGGAGGACCAGGAGGCCCUCGAGGUGGACCAGGAGGUCCUCAGGGUGGACCAGGAGGCCCAGGCGGUCCUCAGGGUGGUCCAGGUGGCCCAGGAGGUCCUCAGGGAGGUCCAGGAGGCCCAAGAGGUCCUCAGGGCGGUCCAGGAGGCCCAGGAGGUCCUCAGGGUGGUCCCGGUGGUCCAUGGGGACUGCCUCCUAAUGGAACCCUGCCCUCGAACAGCACCACUUCUACCACAGAGGCCAGCUCCAGCUCUUCCUCCACUGAGGCCAGCACCGAGGAAAGCUCCAGCACCGAGUCUUCCGCCUAGAUCAUCGGAAACUGCAAUACAAGAAUCUAAAGCUUAUAAAUAAAAAAAAAGGAAUUCCAGCAAAAA
Messenger RNA from Drosophila ananassae, 504 nucleotides. Its product is annotated as putative polyketide hydroxylase. The coding region runs from base 64 to 438 and encodes 124 amino acids. The record is from RefSeq and is a predicted model, not a curated record. The transcript has a single exon. Lineage: Eukaryota; Metazoa; Arthropoda; Insecta; Diptera; Drosophilidae.